UUUGAAAGUAGCGAUGAGGAGAAAGAAAAUUGAAGUUGAAUGAUUUAUUAACAAGCUAUUUUAGACUUAUAAAUGGUUCACUUUAUAUGGUGAAUUUACUAUCUAUGUAAUAACUUUCUUUUUAUUUUUCAUACAUUUGAAGGACAUUUAAAUCCACAAAUUAUUCAUUCUCCCCCCUCCCCCCAUGGAGAACAUAUAGCAUUUGUUUCAAAAAAAUGUACUUCCUACUGUUAUUUUGAAAUUUCUACAUUGUUAAAAUAAUCUUUUUUAUGACGACAUUGCAAACAAGGCGUUAUUAUUGAUGUUUCUAACCUGACGGAAAACGUUAUAGAAAUACACUUGUUGGAAUAACUAUUGGAGACUGUGAUUCGAGAUCAGUGGUUUAUUUAAUUAAAGACUGGACAUUUUCAUUGCAUUCUGUGACUCCAUAAACUCGAGAAAUACAAAAAAUGGAUACGAAAGACUCGAGAAUUUCAGAAAAUGGCACCGAGGACUCGGGAAUUUUAGGAAUUGGCACCAAAGACUCGGAAAUUUUGGAAAUUGGCACCAAAAACUUGGGAAUUUCAGAAAUUGUCACCAAAGACUCGGGAAAUUUGGAAAUUGGCACCAAAGACUCGGAAAUUUGGAAAGAGAUCCGCGAGAGGCAAAGGCUCCUUUGUGAAGCACUUGGGUAUUGGGAAGGUGUGUAUGGUUAUGCAUUUCUAACAAGCUUUUAUGUCGUAUGUCUCAUUGCACUUGAGUAUGCGGAUCGUGUGUAUGGUUAUUCAUUUCUAAGCAUUCUUUUACCUUUAUGUUGCCUUGGCAUUGGUUUAGUAUGCCUUCUUUAUGGAGUUUUCAUUGCACUUUGGUUUGCGGAUCGUGUGUAUGGUCAUUCAUGUUUAGUAUACCUUCUUUUUGGAGCUUAUUUGAUUGGUGUAGUAUACCUUCUUUAUGGAGUUUUCAGUGCACUUUGGUUUGCGGAUCGUGUGUAUGGUUAUUCAUGUUUAGUAUACCUUCUUUUUGGAGCUUAUUUGAUUGGUGUAGUAUACCUUCUUUAUGGAGUUUUCAGUGGUUUAUUAUACCUUCUUUAUGUAGUUUCCAUUGGUUUAUUAUACCUUCUUUAUGGAGUUUCCAUUGCACUUGGGUAUGCGGAUCGUGUGUAUGGUUAUUCAUGUUCCAAUAAUUUUCAAGAGCCAACAUUAAAAGAAUCUGAAACUGAUCCAUCGAUGAAAAAAGAUAACAAAAUUAAGCGACUUAGCGAAGCUUCUUACGAAAAGAUAUCUUUGCCAUUUCCCAUGAGUGACAACGACUAUGACGACAUUGACAAAACUCCUUCUACAACAGUACUUGAUGCAGAUGAUAAUUUGGAUCUAAACACAGAUAGUAACGAUAAUGAUGUUGAAGCUUCUAAAAUAAGAGAACCUUCUGAAUGUCAAUUGAAUGAUAAUGACAGUUUGGAAGACAGCGAUGCAAUGCCUUCAUCAGUUUGUCGUGCGAUAGAAGAAGUUUCCCAUAAUGAUGAACUUAAAAAAGUAGACCAAUCUUCAUCUUCUAGUACAAUGAAGCAACAUAUAAAAAGAGAGGGUAUUUUGCCCAAUAUCACGUCUUUAGAAAGUGAUGAAAAAAGUAAAAUGAGAGCAUUUGAAGAUGUUAACGUUGCCAAAAGUGCUGUGCCUUCUAAAUCGGAAGCUGAAAAGAAAGAAAGACGACGUCGCAAAGAUAGUAACGAUGAUGAUGAAGCUUCAAAAAUAACAGAAACGUCUGUAGUUCAAUUGAAUGAUAAUCACGGUUUCGAAGACCGCGAUGCAAUGCCUUCAUCAGUUUCAAAAAUAACAGAAACUUCUGUAGGUCAAUUGAAGGAUAACGAGAGUUUCGAAGACAGUGAUGCAAUGCCUUUAUCAGUUUCCCAUAAUGAUGUACUUGAAAAAGUAGACCAAUCUUCAUCUUCUAGUACAAUGAGUAAGCAACAUACAAAACGAGGGGGUGGUUUUCCAAAUAUCACGUCUUUAGAAAGUGAUGACGAAAGUAAAAUGAGAGCAUUUGAAGAUGUUAACGUUGCCAAAAGUGCUGUGCCUUCUGAAUCGGAAGCUGAUAGUAACGAUGAUGAUGAAGAUGAUAAUAAUAGUGAAGACAUGAUUGGUGUUUCGCCUUCCACAUCAAAACAUGAUGAAGAUGAUAAUUUGGAUGAACACUUUUGGAUGAACACAAGCUUUUUAGAAGAAGAGGGAAAACAACGUUUGGAAGGUUCCAAUAAUUUUCAAGAGCCAACAUUAAAAGAAUCUGAAACUGAUCCAUCGAUGAAAAAAGAUAACGAAAUUAAGCGACUUAGCGAAGCUUCUUACGAAAAGAUAUCUUUGCCAUUUCCCAUGAGUGCCAACGACUAUGACGACAUUGACAAAACUCCUUCUACAGCAGUAAUUGAUGAUGAUAACAGUGAAGUCAUUAUUGGUGUUUCGCCUUCCACAUCAAAACCUGAUGCAGAUGAUAAUUUGGAUGAACACUUUUGGAUGAGCACAAGCUUUUUAGAAGAAGAGGGAAAACAACGUUUGGAAGUUCAAGAAUUGUUGCGUCAACCAUGGAAAUGUUUUGAUAAAUCAAUAAUACAUCAGAAGAAGUUUAAAAAGAUGGAGAAAUAUGGACGCAAACAUCCAGAAAAAGUUACACUGCUCAGUGAAUUGCGUGUAAUUUUCAUGAAGGAGUUUUUGCUUGGCAAGGGAAGUGAUGGAACCCGUGUUUACCUUGCCCUGGGAAAUAAUGGUUAUGGAAAAGCAGUAAAGCGAAUACACAAAGAUAGUGGCAAAGACUAUGCAAAUCGAGAAAAAGAAAUUUUGAUUGAGUUGAAUGCAAAGCGUUCAAAUCAUGUUGUGAACUUUUGCCAUUUAGAAGAGAACCUUGACGAAGAGUAUUUGUACAUGAUAUUAGAUUUGUGUGAAGAAUCGUUAGAGAGUUAUGUGAAAUCUUCUUCUUUGCAAGAUCUUCAAAAAGUCGUUCCUACAAUUCUUAUGCAGAUUUUAAAAGGUUUAGCUGAUCUUCACAGCGGUGAGCGUCCUAUUCUUCAUCGGGAUUUAAGACCAUCAAACGUUCUUCGAGAUGUGGAUGGAAAUUUUUUAAUCGCUGACUUUGGUAUAAGUCAUAUGUUAUCUAAUGAAACUUCGACACAUCGGAGCAUACAAAGAGGAGCUAAAAAUUGGAUAUCUCCAGAGUCAUAUGACGCAUCAGAUGCAUCAAUUAAUAAAGUUCGUUACAAAAAAGAGUCUGACAUUAUGAAUGCAGGAAUGGUGGCUUAUUAUGUUGCAACAAAGGGAAAACAUCCUUUUGGACAUGAACGGCAUAGAUUGGACAACAUUUUGAGAGGAAACCCAGUUGGAUUGGGCGAAAUCAAGGAUGCCACGUUCAAAAACCUUUUAUCGUGGAUGCUACAGUUAAAACCUGAAGACAGGCCAUCUGCCGAUAAGGCGUUAAAGCACCCUUAUCUACAACCAGACGAAGAGAAAUUUAACAUGCUAUGUGAUAUGGGGAACCAACUGGAGGUGAAACAUUCACGAGGUCAAAAUUCUCCCACUUCAGACGUUUAUACGCAGUUGUAUGACUCCAUAGAAUGGAUGAAGCGUAUCGACUAUAAAGUCGUCAAAGAUUUGAUCAACUUUGAGGUAAACGAUAGUAUAAGAACUCUAAAGUACGAGUCUACAUGGGCAGGAUGCUUAAAAUUCAUACGAAACGUCGACCAACAUUGGCAAGAUAAGCGUCGUCCGCAUCUAUCACAAUAUGUGAAGCAAGGCAAUUAUAAAAAGUAUUUCUUGCAACGUUUUCCUGAACUUCCUCUUCUGGUGUACAAAGUCAAUAGGACAUUGGAAAACGAAAUCUGAUCACAAGAAUAAUCAAGAACAUCGUGCAUUUGUUCAGGAUUUGUUUAUACUAUCUACUCAUAAGUUUUAUUGUCUCGCUUUUAAAUUUAAUGACUUUUCAUUUAGGCAUUUUCUCACUCGAUACUGAAGCAAAUGGAUAUGAUUACUUAAACUAUUUAUAAUGGGACAUAAAAUAUUACUAAGUCAAAUGUGUAGUCACGUAGGGGCAACGUAUCCCUCGCAAUACAUGGCAUUCAUCUUGUUAGAUGAAUUAAAAUUGUAUGUUCGUCAUUCGUAUUUUGUUAAAUAUAUGCAGGGCUGCGACUCAAAAUUAUUUAGAUUUUUGAGCGUUGGAGAUUUACCUCAUCGCAGAAUACAGAGAUAAGUUAACAAUUGGAUAACUCCAGUCAUAUGAUCUAUCCAGCAUCCAAUCAUCAAUGUAUCUUGUUACAAGAAACAGUCUGAUGUUAUGAUAAGUAUUUGUUGUGGACAUUUAAAUGUAGUUGAAUUCUGCAAAUAACAAAUAAAGUCAAUUUUUGACGUUUCAGUAUCCACCGCCACUAA
Messenger RNA from Xenia sp. Carnegie-2017, 4388 nucleotides. Its product is annotated as serine/threonine-protein kinase BCK1/SLK1/SSP31-like. The transcript is spliced from 46 exons. Gene Ontology annotation, cellular component: IRE1-TRAF2-ASK1 complex. The record is from RefSeq and is a predicted model, not a curated record. Lineage: Eukaryota; Metazoa; Cnidaria; Anthozoa; Malacalcyonacea; Xeniidae. Gene Ontology annotation, biological process: IRE1-mediated unfolded protein response; mRNA processing; protein phosphorylation. The coding region runs from base 450 to 3845 and encodes 1131 amino acids. Gene Ontology annotation, molecular function: RNA endonuclease activity; protein tyrosine kinase activity; ATP binding.